Messenger RNA from Fusarium verticillioides 7600, 901 nucleotides. RefSeq lists its product as hypothetical. The coding region runs from base 180 to 809 and encodes 209 amino acids. The transcript has a single exon. NCBI's taxonomy places the organism in Eukaryota, Fungi, Ascomycota, Sordariomycetes, Hypocreales, Nectriaceae. The record is from RefSeq and is a predicted model, not a curated record.
CCCUAUUGUGUUUGUAACGUUUUUGGCCGACGGUUGAAAAAAUCUGUAAAGCACAGUCACAACCCAGCAAGGUUAGAAGUCACUGCUUCUAAACAAGGCUAAACAUUCUUUCAUCCCAGUCCCAGCGUCCCUAUGCAUCAUUGACUCAUCUGAGGGAUUAAAGCAGCUGAGCUACUACCAUGUCGGGAGCAGAGGUUCUAGGCAUCAUUUCCGGCGUCAUCACUGUUGUCGAGGCCACGAUCACUCUGUACAAGACUGCUAAAGACUCCUCGGGUCUACCCCCAUCACUCCGAGAUGCAGCAUCUCGCCUCCCCCUCAUACAAGAGAGCCUCACGGUAGCCGCUCACGGCAUACAACGAGAUGCUCAAACACCACCAGAAUCAUACGCUGCCCUUGAAGCCGCUCUACAAGCAUGCAGCGACAAAGCAACACAGCUCCAUCAUAUUUUCGAGUCCAUGGUGCCCCGUAGUGGAGCGACAAGAACCCAUAGAUAUCUUAGAGCCGUGAAAUCCUUUCCCCAAAUUGAAAAAACCAAUGUGCUGGUUGAGGGGAUCCUUGGGGAUCUGCAGGUUCUUACGCUGAAUCAUGUUAUCAAAACUGCUACGAGGGAGCAGAUCAAGGAGUUGAUGGGUAGCAGAACAAGACAACUGAUGGGGAAAGAGUCGUCACGACGGGUUGUGUUGAAUAAUACUGGGAUUGGAAGGCAGUUUGUUCAUACAGGGCAGGGGGAUCAGAACAUUGCGAGUGAUACGGCCACACAAGUGAAUGGGAACUUUCAUGGUGGUACAUUCAACUUUACGCAAACAUAAUUGAGUUCGAGGUCUGGAACGAAAUUCAUCGGCUUGUGUUGAGCAUCAUCUAGUAUAUAUAAUCGUCGUCUAGAAAAUCGUUUUCAUAAGCA